GGCUGCGUUUCCGGGGGGGCUGCAGCCAGCGUGUCCCGCGGGCGGGGGCCGGCCGGGCGCCAUGGGCCCGGCCCGCCGCAGGGCCGCGCUCCGCCUGCGCGGCGGCGGGUCCCCCCCGUUCCUGGGCCUGCUGCCCGGCAGGGUCUCCGUGUUCCCGCUGUUCUUCCUGGCGCUGCUGCUGGGCUUUGCCUCGCUCCUCUGGCUCCAGCUCAGCUGCUCGGCCGAGGGGCCGACCCCCGACGGCGGGCAGAGCCGGGGGGGUCCGCAGCAGCCCUGCCCGCCCCCGGCUCCCCUGCUGCCGGUGGAGGAUGAGCCGUCCUGGGGUCCCCACCGCCUGGCGCUGCUCGUCCCCUUCCGCGAGCGCUUCGAGGAGCUGCUGGCCUUCGUGCCCUACAUGCACCGCUUCCUGAGCAAGAAGAGGAUCCGCCAUCACAUCUUCAUCCUCAACCAGGUCGAUCAUUUCAGGUUUAACAGGGCAUCCUUGAUCAACGUGGGCUUCCUGGAGAGCGGCAACGACACCGACUACAUAGCCAUGCAUGAUGUUGAUCUCCUGCCCCUCAACGAGCAGCUGGACUACAGCUUCCCAGAGGCAGGGCCCUUCCAUGUGGCAUCCCCGGAGCUGCACCCGCUCUACCACUAUAAGACCUAUGUGGGUGGCAUCCUGCUGCUCACCAAGCAGCACUAUGAGAUGUGCAAUGGCAUGUCCAACCGCUUCUGGGGCUGGGGACGGGAGGACGACGAGUUUUAUCGACGUAUCAAAGGAGCUGGGCUCCAGGUUCGCCGUCCCUCUGGGAUCACGACUGGAUAUGAGACUUUCCAGCACUUGCAUGACCCAGCCUGGAGGAAGAGAGACCAGAAGCGCAUCGCUGCACAGAAGCAGGAGCAGUUUAAGGUGGAUCGGGAGGGAGGUCUGAACAACGUGAGGUACCAAAUUGAAUCACGGACAGCUCUGAGUGUGGCAGGAGCCCCUUGCACCGUCCUUAAUGUCUUGCUGGACUGUGACACAAGCGAGACCCCUUGGUGCACGUUUGGCUGAGCCCGUCUCCUGUGUGCCAGUCAUGUGUGCUGUACUGGUGCUGAGGUGCCGGGGCACCGCCAAGCUACUUGGAGCAGGCAGGAGUUUUGCAGCAGCCCAGCGUGGCAGUGCUGGCGAGAUACAAAGGAACAGAAAAGGCUGAGAACUGGGCUUUGCUGGGACCAACAGAAGAGGCUGAGAGCAGGACUCAGUGGCGUUGCUGCAGACACCGGUGCUGCCUCCCAGGGCAGACAGUUUUCCUGCACUGGACAUGGCUGAGCUGCUGUCCAGCUCAGAGGACAAUAAAGAACUGUUAGGGCACCUGUGAGUCAUGAA
Molecule: messenger RNA, 1351 nt
Organism: Apus apus (common swift)
Lineage: Eukaryota; Metazoa; Chordata; Aves; Apodiformes; Apodidae
Gene: B4GALT7
Product: beta-1,4-galactosyltransferase 7
Exons: 6
Coding region: 62-1036 (324 amino acids)
Biological process (GO): carbohydrate metabolic process; proteoglycan biosynthetic process
Molecular function (GO): xylosylprotein 4-beta-galactosyltransferase activity
Source: RefSeq, a predicted model, not a curated record